Penicillium subrubescens is the source of this 195-nucleotide messenger RNA. RefSeq lists its product as uncharacterized. The coding region runs from base 1 to 195 and encodes 64 amino acids. Lineage: Eukaryota; Fungi; Ascomycota; Eurotiomycetes; Eurotiales; Aspergillaceae. The transcript is spliced from 3 exons. The record is from RefSeq and is a predicted model, not a curated record.
AUGCGUUCAAACAAGACUCCAUCCCACAGCUACCUAACAAUGCAUCGUCUACGUCUAGGCCAAGAACAGCUUUCCAAGGAGGAGAUCCGGGCCGGUGAGAUUGAGGCCAGCCAGACCGUCCAGAUGGCUGUCUUCGGCGGCAUCCUCCUCUACCUCUCCCCCUUCGCCAUCGACUUCGCCCGCAAGUUUCUCUAA